Molecule: messenger RNA, 256 nt
Organism: Staurois parvus
Lineage: Eukaryota; Metazoa; Chordata; Amphibia; Anura; Ranidae
Source: the annotation of a GenBank genome assembly
CUGUCAUGUGAUCAGCUGUGUCCAAUCACAGCUGAUCGCAUAAGGGACAUCUACACUGAUCAUCAGAACACUGAUGAUCAAUGUAGCCCCAUCAGUGCCACCUGUCAGUGUCCAUCAAUACCACCUGUCAUUGCCCAUCAAUGCAACCUGUCAGUGCCCAUCAGUGCACAUCAAUGCCACAUAUCAGUGUCUACUAGUGCACAUCAAUGCCACAUAUCAGUGCCCAUCUGAGCUGCCUAUCAGUGCCACCUAUCAG